This is a messenger RNA of Ficedula albicollis (Collared flycatcher), 3452 nucleotides long. RefSeq names its product BRCA1 associated protein 1 (gene BAP1). Gene Ontology annotation, biological process: protein deubiquitination; ubiquitin-dependent protein catabolic process. The record is from RefSeq and is a predicted model, not a curated record. The transcript is spliced from 17 exons. Gene Ontology annotation, cellular component: cytoplasm. Bases 1 to 2184 code for a protein of 727 amino acids. Gene Ontology annotation, molecular function: cysteine-type deubiquitinase activity. Lineage: Eukaryota; Metazoa; Chordata; Aves; Passeriformes; Muscicapidae.
AUGGAGAAACAGAUUUCCUUUCUGCUCUCUUCAGCCAGAAGUAACCUGUUGGUUUUGUUCUUUUCAGGCCUUUUCACACUCCUGGUUGAAGAUUUUGGGGUCAAGGGAGUGCAGGUUGAGGAGAUUUAUGAUCUGCAGAGCAAAUGCCAAGGCCCCGUGUAUGGGUUCAUCUUCCUGUUCAAGUGGAUUGAGGAGCGCCGGUCCCGCCGCAAGGUCUCCACGCUGGUGGAUGAGACGUCGGUGAUCGAUGAUGACAUCGUCAAUAACAUGUUCUUUGCUCACCAGCUGAUCCCCAAUUCCUGUGCCACCCAUGCCCUGCUGAGUGUCCUCCUGAACUGCAACAAUGUUGACCUGGGUCCCACAUUGAGCCGCAUGAAGGAUUUCACCAAAGGCUUUAGCCCUGAGAGCAAAGGCUAUGCCAUCGGCAACGCCCCGGAGCUGGCCAAGGCCCACAACAGCCAUGCCAGGCCAGAGCCACGGCACCUGCCAGAGAAGCAGAACGGCAUCAGCGCAGUGCGGACCAUGGAGGCUUUUCACUUUGUCAGCUAUGUCCCCAUCAAGGGACGACUCUUUGAGCUGGAUGGCCUGAAGGUCUAUCCCAUUGACCACGGGCCAUGGGCAGAUGACGAGGAAUGGACAGACAAAGCCAGGAGAGUGAUCAUGGAGCGCAUUGGCCUGGCCACUGCAGGGGAGCCAUACCACGACAUCCGCUUCAACCUGAUGGCCGUGGUGCCCGACCGGAGGAUGAAGUACGAGUCCAAACUGCACAUACUGAAGAUGAACCGCCAGACUGUGCUGGAGGCCUUGCAGCAGCUUAUCCGAGUGACUCAGCCUGAGCUGAUCCAGACCCAGAAGUCUCAGGAGUCUCAGCCUGCUGAAGAGGCAAAGCCAGCCAGCAGCAAGACCGUGACUCCAGAGAGCACUCAUGCAGAUGGCACUGAUGAACCCACCAGCCAGGGCCACCCCACAGCCACGCAGAGCCCACCCAGCAAAUCCAAACCAGUGCCAAAGGCAACAGCAAGCGGCAUCAACGGGGCCCCUCCAGCAAACCCCAACCCCAUUGUGCAGAGACUGCCAGCCUUCCUGGAUAACCACAACUAUGCCAAGUCCCCCAUGCAGGAAGAGGAAGACCUUGCAGCAGGAGUAGGUCGCAACCGGGUCCCAGUCCGACAGCACCAGCAGUACUCGGAUGAUGAGGAUGACUAUGAUGAUGAUGAUGAGGAGGAAGUUCGUAACACCAACUCAGCCAUCAGGUACAAGAGGAAAGGGCAAGUGAAGCAAGAGCACGUGGCAGGGGCCGCAGAUGGCCAGCUCUCUGUCCUGCAGCCCAACACCAUCAAUGUCCUGGCUGAGAAGCUGAAGGAAUCUCAGAAGGAUCUUUCCAUUCCCCUGUCCAUCAAGACGAGCGGCGGGGGAGCCGCCGUGGCAGUGGUCACCCACUCGCAGCCCUCCCCCACGCCCAGCAACGAGAGCACCGACACCGCCUCCGAGAUCGGCAGCGCCUUCAACUCCCCGCUGCGCUCCCCCAUCCGCUCGGCCAACCCCACGCGCCCCUCCAGCCCCGUCACCUCCCACAUCUCCAAGGUGCUCUUCGGGGAGGAGGACGGGCUGCUGCGCGUCGACUGCAUGCGCUACAACCGGGCCGUCAGGGACCUGGGGCCCAUUGUCAGCUCCGGCCUGCUGCACCUCACCGAGGACGGCGUCUUCUGCCCGCUGGCUGCUGUAGAUGGGAAAAACUCCCCCUCUUCCAUCAAACCCAGUGAAGAGGUCCCGGUUGCGAUCAAACUGGAGGAGAAGGAGGGCAGUGAGGCCAGUGACAGCAAAGAGAAGGUGGGACUUGGCAGGACCAGUGAUCACCCUGGGGGGGAAAAGUAUUCUCCCAAGGAGCUGCUGGCGCUGCUCAAGUGUGUGGAAGCAGAGAUUGCAAACUACGAGGCCUGCCUGAAGGAGGAGGUAGAGAAGAGGAAGAAAUUCAAGAUUGAUGACCAGAGGAGAACCCACAACUACGACGAGUUCAUCUGUACUUUCAUAUCCAUGCUGGCCCAGGAAGGCAUGCUGGCCAGCCUGGUGGAGCAGAACAUCUCGGUGCGCAGGCGGCAGGGAGUCAGCAUCGGCCGCCUGCACAAGCAGAGGAAGCCGGACCGCCGGAAACGCUCCCGCCCCUACAAAGCCAAGCGCCAGUAGCCAGAGGGCCAAGACUGACUUAGUGGCUUUGGGCACUGGCACUUGGAUCUAUAUUACCCUUUGCCCAAGGAAGAGGGACCACAUGACAAGCCUCCUGCCCAGGUGGAGCCUGGGGACAAAGGGAAGUUGGGUUUCUCUCUGCGCCUAAGCUGUGAAAGGCAAUAACCUGGCUGGAGGAGUCCCUGCAGCAGAAGGGAGUCUGGAGAGCUCAGCUUCCUCACCAUGCCAUGGCAGCACCCAGACGUUGUCACCUCCGUCUCAGAACCCUGGCUGAGGACUGACUGGAGGGAAGGAGCCCACCCAGCUGGGUCUGGCCUUGUGGGAACGCUGGCAAUGCCCAUGUGAGGCUGUGCUGGCCACAGCUGGCUGUGGCUUGUGUCCUCCUGUGUCUGGGCCUUCAGCUCUGUGCUUCCCUGGGCUGUUCAUGUCUGUUUUCUAUCCUUGUCUCUCCCUUCCCCAAACUGAUUUUUAGUCCAGGCUUUGGCCAUUCUUAGCAAGGUGGCUCCAGGACAGAGCUGCUUCUGCACCCACCCAACACUGCACUGCCCAGUGCCUGGUGCUGGCCGAGCUCAUGGGGAUGGUGACCCCUUCCCAGUGGGCCAUGGCAACUCUAUUGCUGAGUGCGGGUGGGGAGGUUCAUCUAUGGAGCUGGGCCUUGUGCCCAGCCCUCUGUAGUGGUGCUGGGGGUGGCCUGUGCCUCUUGCUGCCCUGGCUGCUCUCCUUGGGACCAGCUCUGUGGCCCUGGCAGUGCCUAAGGGUCACACAGCAUUGCACCAGGCCCAGGCCCCAGAGAAACCCUGUGAAUUAUGAACAGACCAGGUGCAUCUCAUGGCCUUGGUGGUGCUGGGCAUGGCAUGAGGGUGGACACUGGCUGUGGCUUGGUGAAGCUUCUUGGCAGGGGCAGAUGUGGCUGGUUGCUGCAAUAGUGGAGGUGGGAUGGGGGCAGUGGAGGGAGCCCACAUCUCUUCCCCCUGGCUGGCUGCUAACCAGAGCUUGCUGGUAUAGCCUGGCAGCCUGUUGCCUCCUGCAAGCCCCUGGGAGCCUGGCAGAAAUCUGAGAUAUCAGAGGUGAGUACUGCUCUCCAGCGAUGUCCCGGGGUGGAGCUGCCACAGGAGAGGACUGAAUUUUUUCAAUACGUGUACAGAUCUUGACUAUGGAAUGAAACAGUUCUUUUGGUAUUUUGAAGGAAAGAAAAUCCUUCUGUCUCUUGCUGUGUCUGAUAUCAAGUGCUGUAAAUAAUGGACCUGUCUGAAGGAAUAAAACUAUCC